Mytilinidion resinicola is the source of this 2358-nucleotide messenger RNA. RefSeq lists its product as uncharacterized. The record is from RefSeq and is a predicted model, not a curated record. Bases 136 to 2190 code for a protein of 684 amino acids. The transcript has 3 exons. NCBI's taxonomy places the organism in Eukaryota, Fungi, Ascomycota, Dothideomycetes, Mytilinidiales, Mytilinidiaceae.
UUUUGCUCUUUUGUCCCAUUCGCUGAGGACUCUGAGAUCAAGUACCGGCAGGCCUAGAAGAUUUGCCGUCUUCUUUCUGGAUAGUCACAUACCAACACUUGCUGCAUUUGCUUCAGUUCAACAUCGAUUCGCACCAUGCCAUCCACUACGCUUGUAACCUUUCUAUUCGAGUCCGCACCGGCUGCGAGGACUAUUGAGCUACUCGGCUCGUGGGACAACUUCAACAAACCGUAUGCCAUGAAGCUGGAUCUCCGAAAAGGUAAAAACUUCUGGUCUGGAUGCUAUAGCUUCGAGGAUAUCAUAUGUGAUGGCGAUCUUAGCUCCCCUGGCUUGAGGCGUAAUGGUGCUCUUAAAAUGGGUGGAACGUAUUGGUACUACUACCGGGUAGACGGCCACAACGAGUGCCAUGACCCGUCACAACCCUCGACCACUUUGUGCCCUCUGCUUCCUGGCCAGCCUCUGAACGUGCUCGAGGUACCCUACGAUUCUAGGAGCAGAAGCAACUCCGCCAGUUCCACAUCAUCUGGAGUUCAUACACUCAAUCCAGAGGACAAGUAUCUUAACCCAAGACCUGCGCCACUUCCGCUGCCGAAGAUCAUUACCUCUUCCCACGGCCUCGCAGAGCACCGAAAGCGCCCACACUUGGACAUGAAGUACCUCGCGAGUAAUGAUGGAGACUAUCCGCGCUCUGCUGGUUACGACAGCCCCUCUCGAGCUCGCUCCCGAUCGCCUUUCCGUAGGCUUGCCAAAUCAGCCGCUGGCUCACCAAGCGAAAGCUUGAAAACGACUCUAUUCGAUUUCAAGGAAGCCAGUGACAAAAUCAAGGCCACUUUCGAAAGGGUCAACUUUGGGAAAUCCACACUUUUUGAAGAGCAACGUGGUCGCAGCAGGCAUGCACGGGGUACCCAUGAGCUUCAGAUUGGGUCCCCGGUUCUCAUUAGCGGUCUUGAUGAGCGGCGCGAGCUUAUCCCAUUCUCCACUGGAGUCUCCGAAAUACCUUUUACGUUGCCAGUAGCACCAAAUGCUCAAUCCGCCAAUUUCUCUCCAUUGAGAAGCCACCCGGUGGGUCCCAGUGACGAUCUCCGCUUUCCACAUCUAGUAGAAGAAAAUCCACCGCCGCCUAAAAGAGCCUGUUCGCAGGCACAGGAUUCUUCUCUGGUACCCGGUGAGAGGACUCCGCUACGAGGAAGGGCGCUUUCAGCAGAGCACAGGCGUUCAAAGUCUCCACGCCAGGUGCGAGAAUCGAGGGAAGGGGCCGAAGUAUUGUAUCGCCGACGAUCGAUGUCUGUUGGCAAAGUCAGAGAGCCGUCGCCUCUUCGCAAUACCGUUGUGUAUGACGAGCUUCUUCUGAUUCCUGAUCAGAUACAGGAGGCGAAGAACGAGGACGACAACAACAUGCAGACGCCAGGCGCAAUGUGGACGACUUUCCUCGCAACGCCGCCAAGUAACGAUUCGCGUCCGCCAUCACGGCGCGGAGAAGAACCAGAGCCAUUCCUACGAAGCAUGCCACUCGUUGGCAAAGAACUACCGAAUUUGCCGUCUUAUCUUGUUCCAGAACCCCUCUUUUUCCACAACCGAAAUGUUGACGGGUGCGAUGACUCCCGAGACUUUGCAGAGGCAGGGGCUUGCGAGGAACCGACCAGUCACUUCUCCCUAUGGAGCACCACGUCCAUCGAGUUUCCGGCGCUCUCAUCGGAUGGAGACGGAGUUCACUCUCCUACAUUGAGCUCGAUAACAACAAGCUCGAGCGACAUUGAGACACCACAGAGACUCUCUGGCCAAUACAUGGGCGACCUGAACGCAUUAUACGAAACAGCUUCGUUAAACGACGAAAGUCCCAAGUCUGGCCACUCAUCGCCCGUAGGCCAUGGUACUCGUGUCGCUCAUGAUCCCGCUUUCCGGAACUCUACUACGCUUGGAACUUCCUUCAACUUUCAUAUCGCCCGACCUGAAAGCGCAUCUCGUCGGCACGCCACAUGCUUUGCACUCGCCGAUGGCUUUCAAGGAUACUCACUCCCAGAUUAUCAGACUGCAUCAGAAGCCACUCUCACCAAAGCUUCGACUCCCCUAACGGCAUUUGCAGACUCGUCAACCCCUAGAGUUGAACAGAGCUUAAGGUCAGAUGCUACCAUGACUCAGCUCGAGCAACUCAUGACCGAUUUUGGAUACCUCGGCGGAGCCGUGCUUUGAACAUUACGAUUCAUUCGCUCCUACCACUUUUUAGAAGCCUCUUCACAGGAAUGACUUCGAAAGCUUCUUUUAUGAUACCCUACACGCAUGUAGGCCUUUACACCUUGUAUGAUAGUUUUGGUUUUCGCACUGUAUACCCGUCGUGUACGAAUUUGUUUUGUUCUUCUU